Larimichthys crocea (large yellow croaker) is the source of this 5676-nucleotide messenger RNA. It is a transcript of the gene asic1c, whose product is annotated as acid-sensing (proton-gated) ion channel 1c. NCBI's taxonomy places the organism in Eukaryota, Metazoa, Chordata, Actinopteri, Sciaenidae. Gene Ontology annotation, cellular component: plasma membrane. Gene Ontology annotation, biological process: sodium ion transmembrane transport. The record is from RefSeq and is a predicted model, not a curated record. Gene Ontology annotation, molecular function: ligand-gated sodium channel activity; pH-gated monoatomic ion channel activity. The transcript has 12 exons. The coding region runs from base 1157 to 2767 and encodes 536 amino acids.
UUGAGAGACUUCUCCUGUGAGCACAGACACACACACGCAGGCAAAGCAGCCAUUCAGCAGUAGGAUGGAUCCUGACUACUAAAGAGGGAGAGGGAGAGAGAGGGAGACUGAAGGAGGGAGAGAGAGAGAGAGAGAGAGAGAGAGAGUGCAAGAAAUGGGGGAGUGGUGGGAGAGAGAGAGAGAGGAAGCGAAAAAGAGAGUGAAAGGCUCCACACGGCAGAAUAUAAAUCUGUAUGUUAACAGGACCAAAGCUGGAGGUCUCGAAGCGGCUUUAGUGGUUAUGCUGUUGGGGGGUGGCCAUAAAGCAUCAAGAGGUGGUCUUCCCUAUUAACUGAGGAUCUGUUCGAAUAAGGAAGUGGAACCCGUGGAAGCUGUGAACGCCGGUUGUCAAGCACAGUGGUGGGCUGGUCGGAGGUCUGUGACCCCCCUCAUUUUCGUCUCUGGAAGAAAAGAGAAGAGCAAAAGAGACACGAGAGAAAAAGGAAGGUGGCAGCGAGGGACCAGUGAGCCAUUUCUCUCUUUAUUACCUCCAUUCACAAAACCAUUGCAUCCCAUUAUCACAGCGAUGUAGAGGCAUUCUCUCCGAUUAGAGGAGGAAGGGUCCCAUUGACUGCUGAGGCUUAGCACCUCUCUCCAAACGCUAGCCCUUUUCAUUGCAGCCCCCCCCUCCUCCACUCAUCCUUCGCCUCUAUCCUUACGUCUGCUAUUUUCUCUGUUCUUCUCUCUUUUCUUGCCCCUUGUAUUCUUGUCCCUUUUCACACCACUCAGGAAUCAGAAGGCAUUGCGUUGUGGUAGAAGUGGGUGUUUCUGGAGCUGUCAUUGUGUUUGGUGCCGCUACAAAGGACAGCUGAGCAGGGAGUGAGAGAGACAGCUUUGGAGAUAAUAAAAAAGCAGCCUGAAAGAAAAGAGGGGGACCUGGGACUACAGGAACAGCAGACAACAACUGGAAGGUGAAUUGUGAUGAAAAGAAAACUGUUACAGAGACUGACAACCAUUUUAAGGUAUUUAUUUAUUGAGACCAUUACCACUUCUUGAGAGAAUAAAGAAGCAGUGUGACAAGCCAACACUGCCGGUUGGAUUCUGCUAUUGCUGUUGCUAAGCAAAGUCUUUAACCUGAAGUUCUUGGGGAGACAGUAUUGAACAUCCCUCUACAGCCAUGAAAGGAAGCUCAGAGGAAAGCAUUGAAAGCAUCAGGCCCUCCAACCUGCAAGCUUUUGCUAACAUAUCCACCCUACAUGGCAUGAGUCACAUAUUCGCCUAUGGGCACAUGACAUUCCGUCGGUUUCUUUGGACUCUUUCCUUCCUUGGUUCACUAGGCUUAUUGAUGCUGGUCUGCAUGGAUCGAGUGUCCUAUUACCUGGAGUAUCCUCACGUCACCAAGCUGGACGAGGUGGCAGCAACUAACCUCACCUUCCCAGCUGUUACUUUCUGUAACCUCAAUGAGUUCCGCUUCUCCAGAAUCACCCGAAAUGACCUCUAUCAUGUAGGAGAGCUCCUGGCCCUCCUCAAUAAUAACUACCAAAUAGCCAACCCGCACUUGGCUGAGCCCGAAGUUCUGGCUGCCCUAAAGGAUAAGGCAAACUUCCAGAACUUCAAGCCCAAACUGUUCAACAUGACUGAUUUCUAUAACCGAACAGGUCAUGACAUCAAUGACAUGCUACUGCAAUGCACCUUUCGAGGAGAGGAUUGCUACCCGGUGAACUUCACCACAAUUUACACACGUUAUGGAAAAUGCUACACGUUCAACUCGGGAUUAGACGGCAACCCUUUGCUGACGACGUUAAAAGGCGGCACGGGGAACGGCUUGGAGAUCAUGUUGGAUAUUCAGCAGGAUGAAUACCUGCCUGUUUGGGGAGAGACAGAUGAGACGUCCUAUGAGGCCGGCAUAAAGGUACAACUUCACACUCAGUCAGAGCCUCCUUUCCUCCAUGAGCUGGGCUUCGGGGUCGCCCCCGGCUUCCAAACGUUCGUUUCCACCCAAGUGCAGAGGCUUCAGUACCUCCCACCACCUUGGGGAGAUUGCAAGUCUACCCCCAUAGACUCUGAAUUCUUCUCCACGUACAGCAUUACAGCCUGCCGCAUUGACUGUGAAACCCGGUACCUGCUGGAAAAUUGCAACUGCAGGAUGGUUCACAUGCCUGGAACCUCAACAGUUUGCACACCUGAGCAGUACAAAGACUGUGCUGACCCAGCUCUAGACUUUUUGGUAGAGAAAGACAACGAUUACUGUGUGUGUCAGACCCCCUGCAACAUGACUCGCUAUGGCAAGGAGCUGUCCAUGGUUAAGAUCCCCAGUAAGGCAUCUGCUAAAUAUCUGGCUAAGAAAUUCAACAAAACUGAGCAAUAUAUUGGAGAAAAUAUAUUGGUCCUGGACAUCUUCUUUGAAGCUCUGAAUUAUGAGAAGAUUGAGCAGAAGAAGGCCUAUGAAAUUGCAGGGCUUCUCGGUGACAUUGGAGGUCAGAUGGGGCUGUUUAUCGGAGCCAGUGUUUUAACAAUACUGGAAAUAUUUGACUACCUAUAUGAGGUGUUUAAGGAUAAGGUUUUGGGUUACUUCCUACGCAAGAAACGACCACAGCGUUGUCAGAGCGACAAUCUGUCCAUUAUCACAUCUCCACUAAAACAACCCGACAAUAAAGAGUUUCCAGAGAACCCAACCAGCCCUGGUGUCACGCCUAAUCAUGCCCCCAGAGCACCUGUGACACCCUCCGGAGUCACUCGGACAGUCUCGGAUUCACGCCGAACAUGUUACCUCGUCACCCGACUCUAGGAAACUUUGAGGAGUUUGCUUGUUGACAACAUAAAGUAGGGGUUGGGGGUGGGGUGGCACAUCUGGGAACAUGACAGCAAACUGUGAAAUAAUGUAUGUAUUUAACAGAAAACGGUCGAGUGUAUAACUCAAAAAAACGUAUAGUAGAGUUUAUCAAUGCCUGAAUAGAAAUAGAAUACUAUCAUCAGAAGAAAAAGAGACCACUUCCAAAACAGAACUCAGGUUUAACUGCCAUGUCAAGGCAUCAGUGUUAAUUUAUUCGUGUUUCAUCCUGCGGAUUUGUUUUUCGUACGCGGCCACUUGAGAGUAUAAAAACCAGUGAAGAUAAAUGUGUCCAAAAUUAGGUUUCUGACCUGUGUUGAGAUGAGUCACAUAGUACUGUUGUGCUAGUUUUGGUUGUACAUCAAUCCAGAAAACAAAAACAAAUAUGGAUUGGUAUGUGUAGCGUUGGAGUUUCUUAUCAGUGUUACGUCUCCAGCAUCUAACCAAUGCUGUAUUGAGUGACCUUAUACUUGUCAUCAGUUUGAACAGUAGAGCCUUUUUAGAAAUAUGUUCGACUUUAAUGAGCUGAUUGUUGGUUAAAAGAGCUGCUCACAAUCAAAACACCAAACGAGUGUUCAAUGUUGCCUUUUGCUACUGUGAGGCUUUGAAUUGUCUCAUUAAUUAGACAACUGUGCUUAUUCGAAUUAAAAACAGAAGAGGAACUUGAUUAUUUGUAUAUAUGCAAGUAUCUAGUUUUGUUCCAUGUGGAUCCCAGGAUGAUAUAAACUACUGAAUUGGAUGUUUUUGUUAACUUAGGUCACUUUUUACACACAGUAAGGGUAAUAAAAAGAGAACCAGGAGGCCGAAGAAAGGCUGUUGAUUGUAUCUUUUUAUCUUUAUAUAGCUGACAUUUCAAUUUUCAUUGUUUUCCCAUUGUUGGGGAUAGUGUUGCUCUGCUGUCACCCAAAAAACAAAACAAAAAUGCUAGCAUGCAGCUUGCUCUAAAAGUUGGCCCUUAUUUACAUUGAAUUCAUUAGAAGAGAAGCAAUCAGCCUUUCAUUUUUGCCUUUUUAAUAAUUCUCAGCUAUGUUAUUUUCAUUACUGUGUCUUAAAAGGUGUUCAUCAGCACAAUCCCCUGUGAUAGUAAUCUAUUCUCUAUGGAACAUAAGUACUUUUAAAAGGCUUGUUGGUGACAUUCCUAAACUUUGACAGAAAUUUGUAAAUACCCGCAAUGAAAUGCCAUGAAGAAAUUCUCGUGAGACAUUGGUCAAAUAUAUAUAUAUAAAUUUAAAAAGUGUUUUUUUUUUUUUUCAUCUGUUCUUACACCAGAAGGAAUUUGGACUUUCCAUCUGGGUGGGCCAUAAGUGUCUUUGAGUUUCUGGCGAUUAUAACAUGACUGACAACUAAACAGACUUUAUUAGAUACAAGAGAAUUGCCUCAAAACAUCAAAACCACCAUGCACCUCAGCCCCGUUCAGUUCACUUGAUUUAUAACAGAAAUGCAUUGUACAAUUUUACCAUUGUGUCCUUUUAUUAUCAUUAUUAUUAUUAUUAUUAUUACUCCAGAACAUGUAAUAAGUCACAAAUAACAGUUUGUGAUGUAUAAAUGAUCAAGUAUAAUAAACUCUAUAUUUACCCAUCUUACUCACGUACACAACUUUUCCUUCUUAUCUCCGUGUGAGUCUACUUCCUCUAUUGUUAAUGUUCACUGUUAUUUAAAUCCUUGACACUACAGUUAUGGACUUGUAGGUACAUAACCUCACUAUAAAUACUGAAAAUUCAGAGAAGUUUUUUUUAUUAUUAUUAUGUGAAACUUUCAAGUAUAAUGCCAAUCAAGUAAAUGGUGUUCAUAACACUGUAGCUUUAUUACUCUGUGUAUUAGAUGACUGUUGAUGUGAAGCACAAACCCUUGGAGAUCAGCCAUCACUUGAAAGCCAAUGACUGGACGUCUAUGGUUGUGACUACCUUUUGUGGCUCUAGUUUUAACUGCACACACUGUUACACAUGGUGUGUUCACUGCUCCAGCAUAACGGGAAUAAGAGUAUACUCUAAAAAGGAGCCAGACAUCACCUUUUGAAGAGACUUUAUCCCAAUGGAGAUUUUACUUUUUCAGGAAACAGAAAAAAGGUGAAUCGGUGGUGUUGUGUCAUGAGCAAUAAGUACAUUGAAUCAAAUACAACUCUUAGCAAAUUGACAUAAAAAAAAAUAUAACAAUUUGGGAUCUCGAUUUUCAAUUCAUGACUUAUUCAACAGCUGGAAUGGAUGUAGACUGAACAGCUGCCAACUGCAACACAGAUGUAUGAUAUGACGAUUGUAUGUUAACCAUCAUUAGCCAAAUAAAAAGGGACACAAAUGCCAAUUCAUAUUACACAAUGAUGCUAUUCUGAUGAUGCUGCAUUACCAUGAUGAUUUUGAGUGUGUGUGUCAUGUUGUUGGGUUAAAAAGCAUAAAAUAAAAUAAAAAAGACCCAGCAUUUACCGCAAACUGUGGAUGAAGGAUUUGUGAAAAUGUCCUGGGUCUUUACCUCUCGUUCCCCACCCCCUGCCUUACUACCAGUCAAAGAACAGCAGAGUGUAUGUGAACUGGCAGAAACUAUUACUGAACUGUUUGUGCUCAUUAAGUAGUCUUUAACUGAUAUUUACCACAUAGUUAUGGCCAAGUAGAAAACAGUAUUAUAUACAUUUCCAACACCUAGAUUUGAACUAUUUUAUUCUUGCAGUAAAUAAUUUAUGUCACAUCACCCCAUUUUCUUCCUUGCAUGACCAUUGUGUAUUCCUAUAUCUCUGGUCUCUUAAUGUAAUCUUAGCCAUGCUAUCCACUUUGUAUGGUCCAAAAUGUAUUUUUGGAGCCAGAUGAAUCAAAAUGGUAUUCUCCACGUCAUGUGAUACAUCUUGAAUCUUUAUAACAUUAAAAAAAAAAAAAAAAAAA